Molecule: messenger RNA, 636 nt
Organism: Poeciliopsis prolifica (blackstripe livebearer)
Lineage: Eukaryota; Metazoa; Chordata; Actinopteri; Cyprinodontiformes; Poeciliidae
Product: interferon-induced transmembrane protein 1-like
Exons: 2
Coding region: 75-446 (123 amino acids)
Cellular component (GO): plasma membrane
Source: RefSeq, a predicted model, not a curated record
CCACCCAGCACAGGGUGCAAAGCACUUCAGGAGACUCUUGAGGUCGUCUUCCCCCUGCAGCUGAGCAGAGAGCCAUGAAUCCUGGUUACUCCAACGAAGCGUCCCCUGGACAGCCUGGGGGCCCCACGGGAUUUCAGCAUGUCGUAGUGAACGUCCCCGCUGAGCCCCAAAAAGAUUAUCUGGUCUGGUCGCUGUGCACCUUCGUCUACGCAAACUUCUGCUGUCUCGGACUGGGGGCUCUCAUUUACUCCGUCAGGGCCAGAGACCGUAAGGUGGUUGGAGAUCAGAAUGGAGCCAAACGUGACGCCUCCUGCGCUCGUGUUUUCAACAUCGUGGCGACGGUCCUGACGUCUCUGACUCUCUUCAUUGUCAUCGUUGUGCAGAUCGCCGCAGUUGUGAAAUUGGCGCAAUAUACAAGCCAGAGAGGCCGUUGGGGUGGAUAUUAACCACCUUGUGCAAUUAUCCAACGCCAUGCUCUGGUUUCACUCUGACAUCAACAUGAAACUGUUUUGCAGUGGCAGUGCAGCCUAAAGCGGUGAAGGAGCGUUUCAUUUCUGUAAAGUUUGCUUAAUCAGCCAAACAGCAGAAUGUGUCCUUGCUCACAUGAAUAAAAAGCUUGUUUCACGACAAUAAAAA